This is a messenger RNA of Formica exsecta, 2305 nucleotides long. Its product is annotated as H/ACA ribonucleoprotein complex non-core subunit NAF1-like. Lineage: Eukaryota; Metazoa; Arthropoda; Insecta; Hymenoptera; Formicidae. Gene Ontology annotation, molecular function: RNA binding. The coding region runs from base 255 to 2141 and encodes 628 amino acids. Gene Ontology annotation, cellular component: sno(s)RNA-containing ribonucleoprotein complex. Gene Ontology annotation, biological process: pseudouridine synthesis; box H/ACA snoRNP assembly; ribosome biogenesis. The record is from RefSeq and is a predicted model, not a curated record. The transcript has 6 exons.
AGCACUUUUAGAUUAGUUUUGAUUGGGCGCGUUCAGGAGACACAACUGUUGAGCAUCGUCUUGUCAACACUCGACGUUGAUUUGUUGGCUCUAGAAGUAAGAACCAAUCAUGUUCGAUUGCUACUCAACGGUUGUCUCCUGAACGCACCCAUAUUGAAAUCCACAUGGCACAUGGCAUAUAAAACAUGCCGAUAUGUGAUAAUAGGUAGUAGUAGGUGUUGUGUGUUGGUCAAAUCUUUAAAGAAGAUUGCGAGAUGGAUUUCAACGAUAGUCAAUGUUCUGAAGAAAAAACUCCAGUCGAAAUGUCGAAUAUUUUGGAGCCGUUAUCAGAGCCUUUGAUAACAAUUCCUGAUGCGAAAUACGAAAAUGGUAAAAUAUCUUCUCUUAGCGUUAUUGCUUUGGAAUAUAAUUCUAAUUCGGAUGUGGAGGAGAUAGAAGCAGAUACUAACAAAACUGAAAAUCAAAACAGUACGCCAAUUGCCAACAAAGAAAAUGAAAAGAAACAGACCUUGCAACAGUACCAUACUAUUGAAGAAAUUGAUUGGGAAUAUAAUUCUAAUUCGGAUAUGGAGAAGAUACAAGCAGAUACUAACAAAACUGAAAAUCAAAACAGUACGCCAAUUGCCAACAAAGAAAAUGAAAAGAAAGAAAUCGAAAAGAAACAGACCUUGCAGCAGUACCGUACAAUUGAAGAAAUUGCUUUGGAAUAUAAUUCUAAUUCGGAUGUGGAGGAGAUAGAAGCAGAUACUAACAAAACUGAAAAUCAAAACACUAUACCAAUUGCCAACAAAGAAAAUGAAAAAAAAGAAAUCGAAAAGAAACAGUCCUUGCAGCAGUACCGUACAAUUGAAGAAAAUGUAUUAUCUUCUUGUGAAGAAACUGACAGCGAAGACGACUCUAGUAGCAGUUACCAUAGCAGUAGUAGCAGUAGUAGCAGUAGUAGCAGUAGUACUAAUAACGACAGUAGCAACAGUGACAGUGAUUCAGAUGAUAUUACUAGUACCAAUAAUAACAAAAAUAAGAAAGGAAAUAAAACUAGCAUACUAAAGAAGAAAAAACAAAUAGAAAACGAAUUUAAUGAUCUUCCACCAAUAGAAGAUUUAAAGAUCAGUGUUCCUGAAGUCUUGUGUGAUCUUCUGGGCGAGGUUGACAAGGUAGUUGAACAAUUGGUAAUUGUAAAACCGAUUUCCGGUAAGCCUACGCUCCACAUCGAUACAGUUUUAUUUGUAGAGAAAGGAGAAAGAGCACUCGGCAAAAUAUUAGAUGUGUUUGGCCCUGUAAGCGAACCAAACUACUGCAUUCGCUUCAAUAGCCCUGAACACAUACAGGAAAGCAAUAUUAAAGUGGGCAUGUCAGUUUAUUAUUGUCCAAAUACACAAUACACGUCACUCAUCUUUCUACACGAAUUACACAAAAUGAAAAGUUAUGACGCGGUGGUCGAUGACGAGCCCGCAUUUUCGGAUGACGAGGAAGAGCGAGCUUACUACGAGAUGCUGAAGCAGAAAAAUAACAAAGACAGUUCCGAUGGCAGCACAUCACGGAAACGACAACGUAUAUCGAGUUUUACUCAAGAUAAGCCAACAGCUGAAUGGCAAUCAAAUCAUCCAUGGAACAGAAAUGCCAAAUUUCAGAAAAACCAGGCUAAGGGGCAACAGCCAUUGAGAAAUAACAGUCAUUUUAAUCUAUCACAGUAUGGACCAUAUUCCUAUAACGAUUCUUGGAUGCAAUAUCAAUAUCAAAAUAACAUGCAUUGGCCGCCUGUUCCAAGAAAUAUGCAUCCUAUGUUCAACAGACCAAACGCGGAGUACAGGCCACCGUUUAAUGAGUCAGGUUUGCCGCAAUAUGGCAAUUACAAUUCGAAUAACUCUGGUGAUGGGAAACAAUAUUUUCAAGGUGCUACACCGAAUUCUCAAUGCAAUAACAUGCAACCCCGAUAUUCUAGAAUUCCGUUCGGUGCUCCUCCGAGAUUUAAUCCUAUGUUCCCUCCUUCCUUACCGAUGAACUAUCCUCAACUUCCCAACGCAUCAUUUUCAUACAUAGAUAUGUCUUAUCCGAUUUCUGUGCGACCGCAUACGAAUGCACCUUGGCCAUCUUUACCACCUCCUCCACCUCCUUCGAAAGAUUCGACGAUCGUUGAUUGAGAUUCUAUUUUAAUUUAAUUUAAGUAGUAUUGUCUUUAUAUUUUUUGUACAUUCGCAUAAGCUUAGAUCAAUUUCUAAAUGAUUGUAAAUAAAAGACAAAUUUAUAUAUAGAUAUUCUGUGAUAAACAUGGAAAGAAAAAUAAUAAUUAAAUUUAUUUAUCAGA